Molecule: messenger RNA, 1976 nt
Organism: Elgaria multicarinata webbii
Lineage: Eukaryota; Metazoa; Chordata; Lepidosauria; Squamata; Anguidae
Gene: RNF5
Product: ring finger protein 5
Exons: 6
Coding region: 19-546 (175 amino acids)
Biological process (GO): ubiquitin-dependent protein catabolic process
Cellular component (GO): endoplasmic reticulum
Molecular function (GO): ubiquitin protein ligase activity; ubiquitin-like protein conjugating enzyme binding
Source: RefSeq, a predicted model, not a curated record
UUUAAGUGAGGGCGGAAGAUGGCGGCGGCCGGGAUGGGUCCCGGGGUCCCGGACGGGGAACCCGAGGGGCCAAAUCGCGAUCGUAGCGGUUUCGAAUGCAACAUCUGUCUGGAGCCUGCAAGAGAAGCUGUCAUUGGAUUCUGUGGCCACCUUUUCUGCUGGCCUUGUCUUCACCAGUGGCUAGAGACGCGGCCGGAGCGUCAAGAGUGCCCCGUGUGCAAAGCCGGAAUCAGCCGUGACAAAGUCAUCCCUCUCUACGGGCGCGGCAGCUCUGCCCAGCAAGAUCCCAGGUUGAAGACACCUCCCCGGCCACGUGGGCAGCGCCCCGAACCGGAGUCUCGAGGGGGCAUGAUUGCCUUUCCUGACACAGCCACCGGCUUCCACAUGGCAUUUGGCAUUGGCGCGUUCCCCUUCGGUUUUUUCGCCACAGGCUACAGUGCCCCGGGAGAAAGAGCAGAUGCAGAUGCCGCCCGGCCAUCGAGUUGGCAAGAUUCGCUAUUUCUCUUCAUUGCCAUCUUCUUUUUCUUUUGGCUGCUCAGUGUCUGACUGGAUGGACCCCCCUGGACUUGCCGUAUACUAAAGACUAUUGGAACUGGAUAGAAGGACUGUGAUGUAUUAGGGGGCAGGGCAGUUGUGGGGUGUAGGCUGGCUGCUCAGGCUGGGAGAACGAAGGGGGAAGGGUGUUUAAAACUGUGGUCGCGGGGUAGAACUCGGGGCACGGUAAGUCUCCAUCGACCUUUUCCCUUAAUCCCCCAGCACAGAAUUAAACCAUAAUAAUCGGGCUACAUCUUGGGUGAUCAUGCAAAAAGGGGGUGUAUGCGUGUGUCCCUCCAUGUAAUUAUGUGUGUGUUGGGUGGGAGAAGGGUGUGUGUCCAAAUAUCCUAUGGCUGAGUUGGUUUCAUCUCCCCCCUUGAGAGAAAAUUUCCAGAGCUUGGAGCGGGGGGUGGGUGGGUGUUGAAUCCAAAAUCUGCUACCCUUAAGCAGAAGGCCGUAGCCAGCCUGAGAGGGACAUCUGGGCCACUGGGGGGCUCUCCGUUGACCCACCGAAUGAGGUUCCACUCGCCUGCCGCCUUUCUUCACACACAUCUGUCAAGCGGAAGGGUGCGGCCCAGGUUUCCUGUCGCUUCCAGGUUAUUCAGGAGUGAUUCAGCAUUGUCCUUGACUACCUACAGGACGAGUAUCCGCCUUCCAGGCUUCCAUACAAAACUGGAGAAACACAGGCUGUGGCCCCAUCCCUGGGGUUAUCAUUGCAUAAAACACCAUGUAUGAAGGGAAAGGAAUUCUGGAGAGGAGAGGGCCUCCUUUCCCCUCCCAGAGAAGUGGCCAGAGGGGGGAAAGGAGCCCGCCUCACCAGCCGUAACGAGUAUUGUGAGAGUGGGGAGCAAAGGUAGGGACGGCAUGCAGAGGGCUUUGCCAAAGUGUGAGGUGUCCUAAGAUGGGUGUGAGUAAGCAUUGGAGGACCACGACCUAUGACCUCCGCUUCAGUGCACUAUUUGGCCCUGCAGCCAUCCUUGUUGCCGACCCCUGGGAGAGGGAUGGGAUUCCGAUACUUUAAUAUGAGGCUCUAAGUGGCCACAAAGGAGUCUCCUCAAGGUCCCCCAGCUUGCUUUCGCAGGGUGGUGGUUAUUUUCAGGGAGGGUGUCCCUCCUUUGUUACUGCUUUGCCUGGGAAAUAGGAAGUCAUUAAUCAAGGUAGCGACGGGAAAUGCAAGGCAACUGGCUGUAUUUUUUCUUCUUCUUCCACUAUUCCCAAUCCGCUGAGGCUGCUGGAAGAGGGUCAGGGCUGGGAAAGGGGUGUUACUAUUUAGAUUGCAGCUGUUUGCGGGAUAUCCUUGAAGAACAGUAUUCUGUGGCCCAGACGUCUCUGUGAAAAUGUCGUGUGUGUGUGUGUGUGUGUCCUCGAAUCCCAUUUUGGGUGACCAGAAGAGCGAUCUGUAAAUUAACCAAUGCUGUAAUUAAAUUAACCCACGAUCCGUA